Botrytis fragariae is the source of this 861-nucleotide messenger RNA. RefSeq names its product putative glycoside hydrolase family 16 protein. The record is from RefSeq and is a predicted model, not a curated record. Gene Ontology annotation, molecular function: hydrolase activity, hydrolyzing O-glycosyl compounds. The transcript is spliced from 5 exons. Gene Ontology annotation, biological process: glucan catabolic process. NCBI's taxonomy places the organism in Eukaryota, Fungi, Ascomycota, Leotiomycetes, Helotiales, Sclerotiniaceae. Bases 1 to 861 code for a protein of 286 amino acids.
AUGAUGAGCUCAAAGUCCUCCUUGUCACUUGGGGUUUACUUCCUUUCGAUCCUUUCUACUAUAAAUGCCCAAUAUUCCCUCGCAGCCACAUACAACGCAGCCAACUUCUUCAGUGAUUUUACUUUCUUUACCGCAGCUGAUCCAACAGCUGGAUAUGUGGUAUAUGAACCACUUGCUGCUGCUGAAGAAGCCGGGCUAGUAUCAACAGCAAAUAAUCAGGUAUACUUGGGAGUGGAUCAUACGACACUUAAUCCAAGUGGAGGACGAGAAAGUGUGCGAUUGACCAGUAACCAAGCAUGGGGUGAAGCAGAUAUCGAGCACAUGCCUGGUGGGGUUUGUGGUAUAUGGCCUGCCUUUUGGAUGUUUGGUCCGAAUUGGCCAAAUAGUGGAGAAAUCGAUAUCAUCGAGGGAGUCAACCUUGGCACAACUAAUACGAUAACACUUCACACCGCCGCUGGCUGUACAGUCAGCAACGCAAAUUCACAGAGUGGAACGACCACUAUAACGUCAAAUUGUAAUCAAGACAAUGCGGGUACUGGAUGCGGUGUUGCUACAUCGAACACCCAGAAUUAUGGCACCGGCUUCAAUGCAAUUGGUGGUGGAGUCUAUGCCAUGCAAUGGGCUAGCACUGGCAUUUAUGUCUGGUUCUGGCCUCGAGGUUCCAUUCCAGCUGAUAUCACUGCUAAAGAUAUUGACAAUAUCGUCUUUGAUACAACUUUCUGUGGAACGUGGGCGGGAUCUGUUUGGUCUUCAGGAUCUUGUGCUAGUGCGGCUUCGACUUGUCAGGCUUAUGUUGCGCAGAAUCCGAGCGCGUUCACUAAUGCUUAUUGGUUGAUCAAUUAUGUUCAGGUUUGGCAGUAG